Molecule: messenger RNA, 1991 nt
Organism: Calypte anna (Anna's hummingbird)
Lineage: Eukaryota; Metazoa; Chordata; Aves; Apodiformes; Trochilidae
Gene: QPCT
Product: glutaminyl-peptide cyclotransferase
Exons: 7
Coding region: 210-1295 (361 amino acids)
Molecular function (GO): zinc ion binding; glutaminyl-peptide cyclotransferase activity
Source: RefSeq, a predicted model, not a curated record
GGGCGGGGGUGCGGCGGUACCGGGGCACGGCUGACGUGCUGCCUGCCAGAGACGGGGCUCAUUUCGGCGGGGAGAAGAGCGGGGACAGGAGGGCAAGGCUGCGGCUGCUACGGUCACUUCCCGCCCUACCUGCCUCCAGCCGGCACCGACCCCGGACCUGGGAAAGCGGAGGGAAGGGGCCCGCCUAGCCGUGAGGAGAGAGGAGAGGGAUGGGAGGCGGCCAGGGAGCUGCCCCCCGCCUGCUCGGGGCCCUGUGCCUCUCCGCCCUCGCCUGCUUCCACUUGGUGCGAGGCAGGGGAGCCGGAGCAGAGUGGACCCUGGAGAAGUAUUCUCACCAACCAAGAAUUUUGAAUUCUGAUGCUAUUCAAGAAGUUGCAGCCAACACAGACAUUUCUGAAAUGUGGGAGAAUGAUCUGCGUCCUAUGCUGAUAGAAAGAUACCCGGGGUCACCAGGAAAUUACAUCGUACGACAGCAUAUCAAGCAACGUCUUCAGAGAUUACAGGCUGGUUGGGACAUUGAAGAAGAUACAUUUCAGGCAAACACACCAUAUGGGUAUCAAACAUUCUCAAAUAUUAUCAGCACUCUCAACCCCUCUGCAAAACGCCAUCUCGUACUUGCUUGCCACUAUGAUUCAAAAUUCUUUGGGCUACAAUGGCAGGAAAGAGUGUUCAUAGGAGCAACUGAUUCAGCUGUGCCUUGUGCUAUGCUAUUGGAGCUGGCACGUGCACUGGAUAACAAGCUUCAGUUAAUCAAGACCAGCUCAGCAUCAAGAUCAGACCUUUCACUUAAACUCAUUUUUUUUGAUGGUGAAGAAGCCUUUGUCCAGUGGUCCCCUUCUGAUUCCCUCUACGGCUCUCAACACUUAGCAAAAAAAAUGGUAUCAACUCCACAUCCUCCUGGUUCAACAACCACAAAUCAGCUGCAGGGCAUAGACCUGCUUGUACUGCUGGAUUUAAUCGGUGCACCAAACCCCACCUUUCCCAAUUAUUUUCCAAAAACUGUUCGAUGGUUUCAGAGGCUUCAAGCAAUUGAGCAAGAGCUACACAACAUGAAUCUGCUGGAGAAUCACCUUGCUGAAAGGCCGUAUUUCCAGUCCACUUUACAUCGAGGCUUAGUUGAAGAUGACCAUAUUCCAUUUUUAUUAAGAGGGGUUCCAGUCCUACAUCUGAUUCCAUCCCCUUUUCCUGCAGUAUGGCAUACCAUGGAGGACACAGAAGAAAACCUUGACAAAACCACUACUGACAAUCUCAGCAAAAUUCUGCAAGUGUUUGUACUGGAAUAUCUAAACCUGUGAUAGACAAAAUGGCAACAAACCAAACUCCAUUCUAAAUACUCCUUUCUCACCUUCACAUUUGCUAUUUAAUUGCAUUAGAGAGCACUAAAGUGAAUGAAAAUCCAAUGAUGACUCUUGCUAGACUGAUUAUUGAUUCAGCUGUUCCUGACCCAGGGUUCCAUGGAGUCAAAUGAGAUAGCAUUAAAUAAGAAUUAGUUUCAGCCUGUAAACAGUUUGGUCUUUCCAUGUUGUAGCUCUGAAUUAAAAAUAAAAUUCCAGAUUGUGGUAUUUUAUACUACAUAUUAAGGUCACAGGAGGGAAUGCCUCCUGACUUAAGGAUUAGCUACAGUUUAUAGGGGGUGUGACCAACUUUUGCAAUGUUCAGCAAUGGUAAACAGUAAUUUAUGUAAUUACAGUAAGUUAUGUAAUUUACAAAUUAUCAAAAGGAGCAAAAAUCACACUAAAACAAACCUCCACCAAAAAAAAUCAAGGACAAGCCAUAGCCUGUAAUAUCAAAAAAAGAUACCAGUUUAACAACCCUAUGCUUUUACAUUCUUAACUGGAAUUAUUCAGUUAGUUUCCACUGGUAAGAAAAAGAGCAUCUGAAAAAAUUUAAAAAUCAAGAUGGUAGAGGGGGAGCUGAGAAAAAAAAAGUCAGUAUUACUGCUCUGAACUUCUUUCAUUAGAAAAUUCUAUCCUGAGCAAAAGAAAUUUAAA